Messenger RNA from Lytechinus variegatus (green sea urchin), 4059 nucleotides. RefSeq names its product CUB and zona pellucida-like domain-containing protein 1. The transcript is spliced from 7 exons. The record is from RefSeq and is a predicted model, not a curated record. The coding region runs from base 27 to 1229 and encodes 400 amino acids. NCBI's taxonomy places the organism in Eukaryota, Metazoa, Echinodermata, Echinoidea, Temnopleuroida, Toxopneustidae.
GCCCUUGUCUUAACGGAGGAACAUGUAUGCCCACAGGACUUAAUUGUUCAUGCACUGAUGAUUUUGAAGGGCGAUUCUGUGGUUCAGUUAAAUGUGAUCCCAACCCCUGUGCCAACGGAGGGACCUGUGAGGACGGUGCUUGUUCAUGUGAACCUGGGUUUUCAGGCAUUCUCUGUCAAGAUGAGCUGACAUCUGUUGAGUGUGACAGUGGUUCAAUGACUGUCACCAUUGAUAAACGUCUUAUCUCUGGUGAUGCUGCUGAAGUUCAUUUCACAAACAAAUCCUGUUUUGGAGUCGAAUCCAGCUCAAAUCCUAAUGAGAUAACUCUGACUACAGACUAUAUUGAAUGUGGCACCAUCACCGAGGACAGAAACUCUACAGUGGUUUUCUCCAAUGAUAUCACUUAUGAAAAACCUGAAGCUGAAGGAGAUACAGAAAUCACUCGUGAAUAUCAAAUGCAACUUCAUGUUGAAUGUUCUUUGGACAAAUCAGAAACAGUUGAUGGGUCCUUCAAACCACACCUUGGUAAGGUUGCCUUCAGCGACAAGAGCACUGGUACCUUCGAUCUAACAAUGAAAAGAUUCGAGUCAGCGAGUUUUGCGAAUGAAGACUCCAGCACCGUCUGGCUGGGUUAUGAGCUCUUCUUCGGGGUAAAUCUUAAUUCUGUGCAAAGCGUUGGAAUGUUCAUUGAUGAAGCCUGGGCUACAGCUUACCGCGAUCCGGAUAGUAAACCACGACACGAUCUGAUAAAGGACGGAUGCCCGGUUGACGAAACAGCUUUAGUUUACUUUCUUGAACCGCAUCAAGAAGGCUUUAGCGUGGACUCUUUCCGUUUCGUCGGAGACCAUGAAGAGGUGUACUUUCACUCUGUGGUGAAGGUAUGUGGUGCCAAUAAGAGCGACGAGUUGCGAUCGACAAUCCAAGCUACCUGUGAUUCUAUAAAUGGGUCUCAUCCGUCUACCGGAGCACCUCCUCAAGAUCGCAAACGACGAUCUUCAGACUUCCUUUCCACUCAGACGAUCAGCAGUGGACCUUUCCUUGUCCGUAAUCCAACCAGCGAUAUGGCCACUGAUGAUGUGUCUUCCUCCAAUCCGUUUGCGAUGCUCACUCUUGGUAUGAUCGCUGCAGUGGUUGCCAUGGUUAUUCUGAUGGGCGUGGCCAAACUGGUCGGUCGAUCAACCAACUACAACUAUCAGCGUGUUUCGACCGAAACCAUUGAAGGGAUUUAGAGAGGCGAGAGCAACCAUUGCUCAUACAAAGAGGCCCUAAAGUGGAUAGAAUCUUCCACUGUAGAAUUUGAAAAUCUGUUUGCGCCUCCUCAGUCUACUUUUAGUUCUAAAAUCUAAAGUGUGUAGGUGAGCAAUGGAAACGAAUACGGAUGAAAUUAUUACUUCUGAUACUGCAAAGAGCGAUUAGUAACGAUUAUUUCUGUGAAAAUAAACACAAUGUAAUCCCUUCUUCAAAAUUAACUGCAAUGAUGUUGGUUUGGAUAAUUUAUGAUUAUGAUAAGGUGUCGGGCAUCGUGAUGAUUAUUGCAAUAAUAGUAGUGAUCAAGUUGAUAUUAAUGAUGAAUGUAGUGAGAAACAAAUAAACUACAAUUCUAAUCAAUAAUUUGAUACAUAUAUAUAUAUAUAUAUAUGACAUAUAUGAUUGUGGUGAUGGUUAUGAAAAUAAUGAAUAAGUUUAAGUAUAAACAUUUAGUAUUAAGACCGAGUGUGAAGUACGAGCAUAAGCAUUAAGCACUAAAUAUGAAUAUUAAGUAUGAGUAAGAAGUAGGACUGUAGGAGAAUAAACAUUAUAGGGGAAGUUCACCUUGUCAAAGAAGUUGAUUUUAAGAGUAGCAGAAAAAUCUAAACAAAUAUUGCCGAAGGUGUGAAAAAGUCCAUGAAAGAAUGAAAACGUUAUUGGAACUUUAAUAUUUUGAUUUGUAGCUUGACGUAAUUAUGUGAGCACUGAAUAAUCAAUAAAUUGUCAUUUUCUCAGAAAAUUUAUAAAGGUUAAUACUAUACCUUCAGUAUAUCAGUGGACUAAUCAUUUCCCAUUCGUUCCAUAAAAAACAACAAAAAUAAGUUAUAACAAACCAUUAAAGAAUUAAAUUUAGGCUUUUCAUAUUACCAUGAUAUCACAGCAUAUGGGAAAGUUGCUAGUUUAUAACGUCACAAAUCCAAAAAUUUAAAUUUUGCCAACUUUCUUAGUCUUAAAUGGAUUUUCCUCAGACCUUCACAAAUAUAUUUUAUUAUAUUUUCUGCUUUUUGUUUACAAACAAUUCUUCAGAGUGAACUUCUCCUUUGAGUGUGGAUUAUGAAAUAUGGAAUUAAGCUAUCGGUAUUAUGCCUAUAUUAUCCUUAUGUCAAGGAAAUAAAAUUUCCACUGGUUACAUUCAAAUAUACGAGCAUAUUCAUAACAAGCGAAUCAUUUAGUGAAACAAUAUGAAUACAAUACCUGAAUAUUAUUUAAAUUACGCUACAAUAUGAUCACAUUGAUAAUAACAAUAUUAAUUAUUUGAAAAUUUUAGUUUUUAUGAAUUGGUAAUUUUGAUUUAUUGGGACAUAUAAUAAUGACGGUGAUGGUUAUUUUAAUGAUGAAUAAGGUAAUAUUAGUGAUCACAUCGAUGUAUACAAUAAUUAACGUAGUGAAAAUCAUAAAUUUCAAUUAUUUCGUUUAUAUGAUAAUAAUGGUGAUGGGAUGAUAAAAACAAAAAUAGUAAUAAUAAUAAUCAUCACUGCUGAAGAAAGAGGUGGUCUGCCGCUAUGCUGAUAAUAAAACCAUGUCUUUUCUCAUAUAGAUAUAUAAGAUAGAGAAAUAAAUUGCCAUUGGGGUAAAUAAAUGCAUUACACGAUAAUAAGUUUAAUGAUUAAUGUUUAAAAUUUAAUCCAGAUUUUGUUAAAAUCUUACUAAUCUCACUAAGUGGUAAAGACUAUUUGGUCUUAAGUGAUAUCCAAUUUAUAUGCAUGAAAUUUUGAUUUCUUUCAUUUCAGAGAAAUGGUAAUCACACUAUUAUUCAUAUUCAUGUGUUAAAAGAUUGUUGGAGCUUUAAAUUUAAGAGGUCAUACGUUAUGGUUCUAAUUGAUAUCAUUUUAUUCAGUUUGUGAGGAAGAUUCAUUAUCGACGAUUUCAUCUUUUUGAGAAUGAUAGUUGAACUAAAGUGAAUCUUACUUUUUUAAAGGAAAAAGCACAGAGUAACUUCUUGACAAUACCUAAUUUUGAAGAUAUAUAAAUAACAAAAUUCAGGGAAAAAACAUGAUAGCCUACUUAGGAGAAACCAUAUUUGAGUUCUCUCCUCGUUUGAUGUAACUCUAUACAGUAUAUAGGCCUCUAUUGACCUUUACCUGUUAUACAGUGCGUUUUAAUGAUAAGUUGACAUUACAAAAGUAUUUUAAACUGAACAAUAAAUCAAUAUGGUGAUACAAUAUACAAUGAUACCAGAAAAUGGUUUGCACAAACAUUUGUAUUUUCCUUUUUUGACGACUUUGCUACCACAAGUAAAUAUUUCAAACUCAGGUACACAUGACUUUGGUCAUUUGUGUCAGCUCGACAGAGGAAAUAACAUGAAACAAAUCAUUGUAAACAAAGUUUAUUUUAUACUUGUUUUUUUCUUCAAAUCUUUCCCCGGGCAUAACAAGGAGUAUGUAAAGCGCAUCAUCGCAUAUAGUUUUAAAGGACUAUUUCACAGUUUAAACCUGGUUUUAAACAUACUGUAUGCUGAAGAAAUUAUUAUGUAACUGAUCGUUUAGCGGCAGAUCUCCUCUGGAUGAUGUGACUGAAUAAAUGAGGGUACAGCGGGAUAUGCUCUUGUAUAGUUUUGUCAUUGAUCUCGACAAAGGAUAGAGAAAGAGAGGGUGUAUGUGAGGGUGUGUGUAGGAGGAUGUUUAUGAGUGUGUGUGUGUGUGUGAGAGAGAAGGGGGGAGACAGAGCGUGUGUGGGAAGAUGUUUAUAGGUGUGUGUGUAUAAUAAUAUCGGUAUAUUCACCCUUGAUAUCAACUUCAGUUCUGAAAACUGUUCUCCCAGCGGGCCCUGCCAUUAUUGUAUGAGAGGUAGGGAGUGAGAUGCGUGUGUGGG